CAAAUUUGAUGAUAAAGAAAAUAUCAAGACGAAUCAUACUGACAUUUUGGGGUUUUCAGGUUUCACAAUGCUGUCCUGGUGUAAAAUACGGUUUCUCCACAACAACAGCUGUGUGGCAGCAUUCAUCAGACAAUAUGGAAGAUAUACUGACCAAGCAGAGUUUCCACGCAUUACAGUUCCACAACCAAUGAUAGAAAAACUGCAUAGACACAACCUGAGAAAGGAAAAAGAGAAGGCGAGGAAAUCCCGAGAGAAACUCACCAGUCUCGUGAUCACGUCAAAGAGACGGGAAUUCCAGUUUUACAAGGGACAGAAGUUUGAUGUAUUUGACGCGAAGAAACUGGCUUCUCAUGGCUGGAAACACAGAAACAGUGGAGCAGACUAUUUUACCCUUCUCUCACAUGCAUCGAACCCUGCAAUGCGUACAGGCGGGGAUGGCAUGGGGAGUUUCACCGACCUGCAGCUUGACGACAGGCUUCUUCAGUUCCUUGAAGCACAUAAGAUAACAGCACCGACUCAAGUACAGGCUCGACUAAUACCAGUGGUUAAAGAAGGAAAGCAUGCAGUCUGUGCUUCUGAAACAGGAAGCGGGAAGACACUAGCCUACCUUUUACCACUAUUUCACAAUAUUCUGAAGCUGAAGAAGGCGGGACAGUAUGAUGAGAGUAUGACAAACGCCCCGUUAUGUAUUGUGAUGGUACCCUCCCGGGAACUUGUGAAACAAGUCAAGGAGGUUUGUGAGUCCAUGGAACAAUACACUGGUCUUGUUCCUGUUGCCUUGAGGCAGGACACCAUUCGCCAGUUGAAGACAGAAAAUACCAAGGUUGACAUUUUGAUUGGCAAUCCAUAUAAAGUUCAGAAGCUUAUUGCAUCAGGUGGCAUUGAUGUGUCGAGGUUGACAUCGCUGGUCGUAGAUGAGGCUGACACAUUGUUGGAUGACAGCUUUAGUAACGACACCCUUGCUGUCCUCCGCCGCUUACAGGUUGGAGGUGGCAGUGGAACAGAGCUGGGGGACAGUGGUUACGUGAGUGAGGGUGUCCAGGUCACUCUGGUGAGCGCCACCUACCCACAGGGACUGGAGCAGACAGUCGGGGAUGUAUUACCUUUUGACUCAAUGGAGAAAGUAAAGACCAGUGGCCUACAUCAGCUGAUGCCUCACGUACCUCAGAAAUUCAUGAAGAUGAAGUCCAAGGAUAAACUGCCAACACUGGUGGAGAUGUUGAAACGUAAGCCUGACGUGAAUUACAUGGUGUUCGUUAACUCGACGCGUUGUUGCUACUGGCUCAGUCAGACACUGACGGAGGUCGGGCUGAAAAACCUUUGUGUCUCCAAGGAAGAAUCUGUGAAGGAUCGACAGUCAGCCCUGGAGUCUUUUCACCGCGGUGAAAACAACAUUCUCCUCUGUACCGACAUCCUGUCCAGGGGAAUAGACACACGGGCGGUGGAUCAUGUGGUCAACUUCGAGUUCCCUCACUUCCUGUCCGACUACAUCCAUCGAGCGGGACGUGUUGGACGGGUGGGAGGAAAAAAUACCGGUCACGUGACCAGCUUCAUCUGCCAGCCCUUUGAGGUCGACCUUGUGUGGAAGAUUGAAGUGGCGGCCAGACAGAAAUCAGAGUUACACAACGUGAAUGCAAACAUCAAACGAAAGUUAGAGGGGCGUGUUAACAUGCAGAAAAAAGGCCUCGACUUGUGAUACACAGACUAUUUAACUUCUUAUGAAUUGUAGAAAAAAUAUUUGACCUGUGAUUCCAAAUUUAAAUGUGUUCUUGCUAAUCCUGACAUUUUGGGCCUGUGACAAAAUAACUGACUUUCAGCAUGGAAAAUGUGCUUUAGAAAACGAAAACCACAAGAAGCAAGGCAAGCCCAGACAUUGAUUAAAAAAAGGAACCCGUGAUUACAAAUACUUGUACAUGUAUGUUUGCUGUAUUAAACUCAUGGAAAUACC
Molecule: messenger RNA, 1948 nt
Organism: Mya arenaria
Lineage: Eukaryota; Metazoa; Mollusca; Bivalvia; Myida; Myidae
Product: probable ATP-dependent RNA helicase DDX28
Exons: 15
Coding region: 68-1696 (542 amino acids)
Molecular function (GO): ATP binding; RNA helicase activity; nucleic acid binding
Source: RefSeq, a predicted model, not a curated record